GUUAUCAGUGAGCACCGAGCUCUUGAUUAGACCAACGGCCAGUUUCUCCCACCCCUACCGCCAAGUAAAUCCUAGGUGAUUACGUACGUUGUCCGUAGAUCUCCACUCUAGCUGCUGUUUUUUUCCGUGUCAUGUCAGCAGAAGUAUAGGAGGUUACGUACGUCGCCCGCAGAUCUCCAUUCUGACCGCUCCACGGUGUCAUGUCAGCACAAGUCGCGUUGCUGGUUGAGCGGCACUCGGGAGCUCAACAACCUUUCCUGCCGCAUCCCACGGAUACUCAAUUAAAUCUACGACCAGAUCUGCUAGUACCACCGGCUCAUUCGCCACCGCGUAUCCCGCAUCGCAUCGACGCUCAAGACGCGCGGCGCUCCAUGCGCCAUCCCGCGAAUUGUAACAUCUGCACCGCGGACUCAGGGAGCAGCGGCGCAGCUCCCGGCGAGUCUUACGGAGCCAUGGCGGAAUCUGCCACGUCAGCAUCGGCGCUAGAUUCGGCCACGUGCCCUUCAGUGUGCGCUCCUCUCGCCGCCCAUGCCGCCCAUGCCGCUCACCUAUCAGCGUACAGUAAUUGGGGCGGCGCGUUGCACGGCAGGGCAGCUAGCUUUGACUUUAUCCCAAGUCCCAGCGGGCGGAACACGUCAGCAUCGAGGCAAUCCAACGUGGCGUUCUCGCAUCACCAGAAGCAGCCGUCGGAGCAAUUCGAUUCGCUUGCCGCCACUCACUCAUGGCUUCAUUCCCCUUCGCUUGAUUCCAACCUUGGUACUACUCUUGGUUCUAAUCUCGGUUCCCGUUAUUCGGUUGACCUAGCCACAACUGCAUCCGCGAGAAGCGCGUCGGGUUACAUCGGCGAAACUUGCGAACGUCGCGAACGCCACGAAGCCCCUUCGCGAGCCGCCGGUGCUGCUGCCGCAUUCCCAGCCGCGUCGUCCCACGUAUCCGCAGCAGUCUUCGGAGCACCCGAAACGGCGGCGUCCCGCGUCCUAUCCCCAGCGCGAGACGCGGCGGCAGCACCAGCGGCAGCCGCCUCGCCGGCAGCGUCGCAGAGAAGCAGCUCCGCGGGUUCGUCGUCGGCGUCUCCUGCCGUCCCCCGCGCCGCCGUCUGCCGGCCGCGACAAUCCCCAUGCCGGCGGCCGGCCCUCGGGAUCGCCGACCUGAUGGCGCUCAAGGCCGGCAAAUCUAACGCGGCGCGAUCGAGAGCGACCUCCCCAGCGGACGGGGCGGCGGCUGCGCAGCGGGGCGCUGCGCGUGCGGCGGCGGCAGUGGCGCCGAUGCCUGCGCCGAACCUCCCGCAAGAAAAGCCGUUCGCGUUUCCUUCGGUCAGCCAAGCUACCGCCACUUUCCCCCCGUCCGCGUCUCCGUUCUCCGCCCCCCCCCCCUCCGCAGCUCCCCCCUCCGCGCGCUCUGCUACAGGCGCGCAAUUCGCUCUCCGCAGAAGCCCUCCGCAUAUCAAUUUGCGCGAAAGCGCUGCGUUCAGGUUUCCCCGAUCCAUGUCCGACGGGCAAACCAUGCCACGUGGCAGCAGCAGAGCUAAGCCCGUUUUCCCGGUAGUGGUCGCACGAGCGGAGCCGGAUGUCAAGCCCGAACUACCUGAAGCCGGCAGCAGCACCGGUUUACCGAACCUGCACCAAGCCUGUUCCUCUGGUUCGGCAGGGGCAGAGAGCCGCGGGUGUUCGAGGGUCGGGAAGUCGAGGCUCGGGCCGGGAGGGGAUGGGAGCGGCAGCAACAGCAGCAGCAGGGAUCCGAGCCCCUCUAGUAUCAAUAGUGACAAUGAGAAAUGUGACUACAGCAAAUGUUGCGACAGCAGCCGUGGUAACGACGAGCGCCCGAGCGCGUCUGACGCUGGGGCUGCCGCAAAUUGCGGGGAAGCAGCGGACCAAUCGCGUGGCGGCAUGGCUGACGGCGUGUUACACGAUAGCGCGACCACCGACGCGACGGCUGUUCUUAAAGACGUUCCUACGAGUCAAAGCGUCUGCAGCAGCCGCGGGAAUGGCGGCGGCGCGGGUUACGCCAGCGGUAGCAACGCUAGUAAUAAUAGCUUUAGGCGACGCACCGCCAUCAGCAUUCCGACCAAUCACAUCGUUUCUACCUUCCCUUCCUCUCCAACCUUCCGCCCCUCCCCUCUCUCCCCCAGAGGCCCCUCCCCCUUGUCCCCGCGCCUGCCCUCCCCCCGUGGCCCCUCUCCCCUUUUUCACCGCCAUCCUUCCCCCCUCUCCCCUUGCUUUCCUCCGCCAGUCUCCCCCUGGGGCCCUUCCCCCCUCUCCCCCAGAGGACUCUCCCCCCUCUCCCCUCGGCGCCCCCCCCCCUGCCCCCUGUCCCCGCGCGGACCAUCCCCCCUCUCCCCCCGUGUUGCCACACGCCCUUCCCCCUUGCACGGUGCCUCUGGCUUUAGUUUCCUGCAGCAGCAAUUGGCUGGUUCCGCCAUAGCUGGAGCCUCCGUGGAUUCGGAUAAGCACAUAAUGCACCAGCAGCAGCAGCUGCAGCAGAUGCAGCUGGUUCAGCAGUUUUUACAUAUGGACUUGAAAGGUUUCAGGUCCAAUUCGGCUCCUGGGGCAGAAGGAACAUUUUCAGCAACCUCUUUGUCUCCUCCGCAAAGGAGAUUUUCCAAGGGGAAGAGGAUUUCAUCCCCUUUAGAGUGCUCUCCAGUAUGCUCCCCGGACGUCCAGCGUGUGAAGAACCGUCAUCUUCUCAUGACCACUCGAUCUGAUAACAGCAUUUUGCCCAGCGGGGCUGGCUGGGCCACGGAAUCGGCAGCAGCAGCGGUUGCUUCCGGCGUUCCCAAGUCUAUCCUUACUGUGAAGGAAGAGGGCGCGUUCAGUCGCACAAGAUCAUUGGACAGGCGGGUUAGGUUCAAUAGGGAGGUAGAAGUCCAUGUUUUCUCUUAAGAUUUAACUAUCAAACAGUGAAAUUGAUGAAUUGAGAGAG
Messenger RNA from Closterium sp. NIES-67, 2919 nucleotides. The record is from the annotation of a GenBank genome assembly. NCBI's taxonomy places the organism in Eukaryota, Viridiplantae, Streptophyta, Zygnematophyceae, Desmidiales, Closteriaceae.